AUGUCCUCGCAAUCUAGUGACGUCAAAGAGAUUGAAGUGCUCGAUGAGAGUGAACUGAAGGAUGGUCAGCACAAAGCCGUUGACUUUGGCGAUGACAAGGUCUUGUUGAGCAAGAUCAAGGGCAAGAUUUACGCUACUUCAGCUUUCUGCACUCACUAUGGUGCUCCCUUGGAGAAGGGCGUCCUGUCUGAGGAUGGCAGAGUAGUCUGUCCGUGGCACGGAGCCUGCUUCAACGUCUGUACCGGAGACAUUGAGGACGCUCCUGGACUCGACUCCCUUUGGUCAUUCAAUGCGACGGUCAAGAAUGGCAAGAUUGUCGUUCAGGCCUCUGAAAAGGAAGUCAAAUCGAAAGUCGGUCGAGUCGCUGCGAAGAUCAAGAGCAAACCACAGGACAAGGAGACUGUGGUCAUUGUUGGAGGUGGAUCAGGAGCAAUCCAUACCAUUGAAAGUCUGAGAAUGAACGGAUUCAAAGGGCAGAUUGUCACAAUCUCUGAAGAAGACUACGCCCCUAUCGAUAGGACGAAGAUGUCCAAGGGUCUCGCGGACGAUGCCAGCAAGAUCCAAUGGAGAAGUCUCGACGACCUUAAGAACGAACUCGGCGUGGAUUUCCACAAGGGCACUUCCGUCACCAAAGUUGACCCCUCUGCCAAGACAGUCACCACGUCUUCGGGCUCAACGAUCAAAUACGACCACCUUGUCCUUGCUCCUGGAGGCAAGCCCAAGAAGAUUCCCAUCCCAGGAAACGACCUGGAGGGCGUUCAGACACUUCGAUUUGUCCAAGAUACCAAGGCAAUCACUUCGGCCAUCACAAAGGACUCCGAGGUCGUAAUCAUUGGGACCAGCUUCAUCGGUAUGGAAGUCUCAGCCGCCAUCCUGAAGAAGGAGCCGAAGAGCGUCACUUUGGUUGGUGUCGACGAGAUUCCCUUCGAAGCGAUCCUUGGCAAAGAGAUUGGUACUGCCAUCAUGGAGAAUAUGAAAGAGCAAGGCAUCAAGUUCCACAUGAAAGCGGGAGUAGAGAAGAUUCUGCCUGCUGGUAAGGCUGCUCCAAGACAUAGCAUGACGGAUGCUGACGAGCGAUUGUCCAUCACAGAGUCCAACUCGUCACACUGCGGCGCCGUUCAACUCAAAGGACAGGACCCUCUGCCCGCCAAUCUCGUCAUUAUGGGAACUGGUGUAGCACCAGCGACUGGCUUCCUGAAGGACUCUGGUUUCAACUUGGAGAAAGAUGGAGGUGUCGCCGUCGAUGAAAAUCUCCGAGUUAAAGGCCACGAGAACAUUUUUGCCAUCGGAGAUAUUGCUCAUUACGCUCAAUACCCUGCCAAGCAACAGAGACGUGUGGAGCAUUGGAACGUCGCUGGUAAUCAGGGUCGAUUCGCAGCUCACAACAUUGUCAAACCGAAUGAGCAAUUGGUGUAUGACAAAGUGCCCAUCUUCUGGUCCAGUGUCGGCAAAGGUUUGAGAUACGUGGGAACAGGGGAAGGCUUCGACGACUCGUACACGGAUGGCAACGUCAAAGAGCUCAAGUUCGCUACCUACCAGGCUAAAAACGGCAAGAUCACUGCCGUCGCUUCGAUGCAGAAAGAUCCCAUUGUCGCGAAAGCCAGUGAAUUGAUGAGACUAAACCUCAUGCCGUCGCUGGAUGAGAUCAAGAAUGGCAAGAAUAUCCUCGACAUCGAGUUGACUGCUGCUUGA
Messenger RNA from Kockovaella imperatae, 1692 nucleotides. RefSeq lists its product as hypothetical. The transcript has 12 exons. NCBI's taxonomy places the organism in Eukaryota, Fungi, Basidiomycota, Tremellomycetes, Tremellales, Cuniculitremaceae. Gene Ontology annotation, molecular function: flavin adenine dinucleotide binding; 2 iron, 2 sulfur cluster binding; oxidoreductase activity, acting on NAD(P)H. Bases 1 to 1692 code for a protein of 563 amino acids. The record is from RefSeq and is a predicted model, not a curated record. Gene Ontology annotation, cellular component: cytoplasm.